CUGAGGACAAAAGGGUCUGGCUGGGUCGGGCGGGGCGUUGUCUUCGUCUGGUUUAGGGUUUCAGCGGAGGAAGUCUUGAGUUCCAAAAUGUCACCGAUGCAGCAAGAUGAAGAAGUAGGAGGAGAAGGAGGAAUUGAAGAAGUUAACCGAGAAGAAGCUGAUCGGAGAUUGCUGUCGAAGGAAUUGGAGAAUUCAGUUGCAGCUCACCCGGAAGAUGCCUCCCUUCGCUUUCAACUGGGGGUCUCCUUAUGGGAGAAUUCUGGGGACUCGUCCGAAUCCAAGGAGAAAGCGGCCGAGCAUUUCGUUGUCUCCGCCAAAUACAACCCCGGCCAUGGUCCUACUUUCAGAUACUUGGGCCACUACUAUUGCCGUGUCUCCCUCGAUUCUCAGAGGGCUCUCAAGUGUUACCGCAGGGCCCUCGCCAUAGACCCUGAUGACUCGGAAUCUGGGGAAGCCCUCUGCGAUAUGCUAGAUAGCUCCGGAAAUGAGACCCUGGAGCUGGCUGUCUGCAAGGAGGCUUGCGAGAAGUCGCCAAGGGCCUUCUGGGCUUUCCGCAGACGGGGUUACCUUCAUCUCGACCAGAAAAGAUGGUCUGAAGCUGUCCAGUGCCUUCAACACGCCAUUCGUGGAUAUCCUGCUUCUGCUGAUUUGUGGGAGGCACUGGGUCUUGCCUACCAGCGGCUUGGCAUGUUUACUGCUGCUACUAAGUCAUAUGGUCGCGCCAUUGAGUUGGAGGAUACAAGAGUCUUUGCUCUGGUUGAAAGCGGAAACGUCUUCCUGAUGCUUGGUUCCUUCAGAAAGGGAAUCGAACUAUUUCAUCAAGCCCUUCAGAUUUCACCCAAAAACAUAUCAGCAAACUACGGGCUGGCAUCUGGACUUCUUGGGUUAUCAAAGGAGUGCAUGAGUUUGGGUGCAUUACGAUGGGGAGCUUCAUUGUUGGAGGUUGUUAGAAUUUCAAGCUGUGUUUUUGUCUCUGACAUAUCUGCGAUCAGAAAAGGAACUUUCUCACAGUUGUUUUUUCAAUACGGCCAGGAUGCCAGUAAAAUAGCAGGUGCAAGUGCUCAAUUGGCUGGAAACAUUUCGUGCAUCUGGAAGUUGCACGGUGACAUACAGCUCACUUAUGCAAGAUGUUUUCCAUGGGUGGAAGACGACAAAAUGAUACAAUCUGACGCAAAAGCUUUCAAUGGAUCCCUUGUUUCUUGGAAGCAAACCUGUCUUUUGGCUGCCUUCUCUUCCAGAAGGUCAUACCUAAAGGCUGUGCACUUGGCCCCAUGGCAAGCUAGCAUCUAUGCGGACACCGCGAUAGCUUCAGAUAUGAUUUCAUCUAUGGAGGACGAGGAUUCCAGUCAUGAUCUGUAUUCUUGGCAGCUACAAGAAAAGAUGGCUUUGGGAGCAUUGCUACUUGAGGGUGACAAUUAUGAGUUUUGGGUGACACUGGGUUGUUUGUCUCGUCAUACAGCAUUGAAGCAACAUGCUUUAAUCAGGGGUUUGCAGUUGGAUGUGUCAUUAGCUAGUGCUUGGGCAUACCUUGGGAAGAUCUACAGAGAAGAGGGCGAGAAGAAAUUAGCAAGACAGGCUUUUGAUUUUUCUCGAAGCAUAGAUCCAUCACUUGCUUUACCGUGGGCAGGCAUGUCAGCUGAUUGUUUAAAGGGUCUGAAAUCAGACGAGGAGUUCGAAAGCUGCUUACGUGCUGUGAAUAUAUUGCCUCUUGCCGAGUUUCAAAUAGGUCUUUGCUAUCUUGCUUUGCUUUCUGGGAAUCUUGCAUCUUCGCAGGUUUAUGCAGCCAUCAUGCAGGCAGUACAGCGAUCACCUCAAUCUGCUGAAGCUCAUAAUUUAAACGGGUUAGCUUGUGAAGCACGAUUUGAGUAUGAGAGUGCUGUUGCUUCGUAUAGGAUAAGUCGCUGCGUCAUGCACAACUCUUCUUGCAAAUCUUCAAAGUCUCAUUUCCGAGAUAUAACAAUCAAUUUGGCUCGAUCUCUCGUUAAGGCAGGGUGCGCUUUGGAUGCUGUUCAUGAAUGUGAAUAUUUGGAUAAGGAAGGUAUGUUGGAUACUGAAGGAAUGCAGAUAUAUGCUUAUGCUUUAUGGAAACUUGGGGACAACAACCAUGCCCUUGUUGUAGCACGUGCUCUAGCUGCUGCUGUUUCGACAGUCGGGAAAAUAUCUACAUCUGCUAUUGUUAGUUUUAUCAGCAGACUGCUUUAUUGCAUUUCUGGAAUAGAUCUAGCAAUCACAUAUCUGCUAAAGAUGCCGAAUGAAGCCUUUGACAGCACAAGCGUUAGCCUAGUAGUGCGCGCUAUCCAUGCUCUUGACCAGAGUACGAGGCUUCAGUCAACUGUUUCAAACAGAUGUUAUCUCCUUUUUUCUGGUGCGGAGGCUGUCGAAAUGAACUAUUUGAUGGCACUUUCUGACCUGGUGAAACAUGGAUCUGGUGUUCACCUUGCAUAUGGAUGUGGCAUUACUCAGCUGAGAAGAGCUCUCCAUCUUUACCCUAACAGCAUCUUGAUCAGAAACCUUCUAGGUCAUCUUUUGCUAUCUAAAGAAUGGAAAGACACUCAUGUAGCAAACAGGUGCUGCAUAAUCCGUGCGCCAUUUGGACCACGCAAAGACGGCUUAAGAUCAGGAUAUGACAUUCUUGGUGCUGCUACGGUAUCUUGCUAUUCUAGUGGCAGUCAGGACCAAAAGUUAAGUUUCCCCGCAUGCAAUUGUAUGUGUCAGGAAACUCCAAGAACCAUCCACGAAUUGCAGAAGUAUGUGAUUUUAGUUUGAUACUUGCGCCAAGAGCCAUGGAAUGAUAGUGCAAGAUACUUGCUAAUCCUUAAUCUUUUUCAGAAGGCACGUGAAGAGCGAUUCCCUUCACAAACUUGCAGCACUCUUCAGAGGCUUAUCUCUGCUGCUCUGUCAAAGAGAGAGCCCCCAAGUGACUGCAUGUUUAACCAUUAUAAGAAGUUUCAACUUCUGCUUGGUGCUUCUGAAAUUAGUUUGCACUGUGGCAAUCUUACUGAUGCCGAGGUCUAUGCUAAAGAUGCAUCUUUACUUCCUCUCCCUCAUAAGUAUCUGUUUUUUGGACACUUGCUAUUAUCUCGAGUUUAUGCUGCCAAAGGUGAUCAUAUGAAUGUUACACUAGAAUAUGCAAGAUGUCUGGAGCUGAAGACUGAUUAUCAUAUUGGAUGGAUAUGUCUCAAAAUCAUGGAAUGUCAAUACGCUUUGCAAGCUGAUUCAAGUGUAUUGGAGUUGAGUUUCAGGGAAUGUUCGAAACAGUGGAAAAAAUCAUGCGAUGUGUGGAUGGCCCAAUUCAAUUUGGUUCUGGGUUUAGCAUAUCUCUCAAACAAUGAUCCUUUUUCAGCUGAAGAUUGUCUUACACAAGCAUGUAGGCUGGUGGAAACCGAGAGCUGUUUUCUUCUCUGUCAUGGAGCCAUCUGUAUGGAACUUGCCAGGCGGUUGUCUAGUUCCCAGUUUUUAGUGCGUUCGGAAAGGAGUCUGGUUAAAGCUAGCCAUCGUUUUGUGAUUCCUGUGCCUAUCACAUCAUUACUUCUAGCACAAGUUGAAGGGAGCCUUGGUCGCAGAGAAAAAUGGCAGAAGAACCUCCGCCUUGAAUGGUAUUCUUGGGCACCAGAGAUGAGACCAGCAGAACUUUUCUUUCAAAUGCAUUUACUUGCAAGAGAAUCCGGAGCUGCUGCUGCUGCUGCUGCAUCUUCAAGCCUGGAGUUGUGUCAAAGCCCUGAACAAUGGGUUCUUAGAGCAAUUCAUAGCAAUCCUUCCUGUUCUAGGUAUUGGAGGGUCUUGAAGAAGCUUCUUGACUGAGCUGCUCAACUGAAAUAGCACGAACUUCGGUACAAAGUCGGUGGAAGGCGCGAUCUACCUAUAGAUGUUGAUGGUCUUAUUGUAGUUGGUUAUUAUGUGCCAAAACUCUCGGUUCAUGUUUAAUCCAACCUCUGCUCUCAGCUCUUGCUUUUCAGACCACCUGCUGGCUUGUUGCAUGCUGCACACCCAGAUUAAUAUCAAGAAGCUGUUGCACUAGUUUAGCCUCAGACAAUGUAAUUCACUGAAUCUGCUACUGUUUUUGUGCAAGUCAAGGGAUUUUCUCCACGGGAUUCGUUUGUCUUCUUUACAUGCGAAUUUAUGUCGUAUUUGGCCAUCAAAUUUGAAAUGUUGAACUGUUUUCAAAUAUGUAAGUAGAGGUGUGAAUUUUCCAUCUAAUUCAUCCACUUAAAUAUUUAAUUAAUUCUAUUCAUUUAAAUCAAAUUCAAUUGAAUUGGUG
Messenger RNA from Linum tenue, 4258 nucleotides. The record is from the annotation of a GenBank genome assembly. NCBI's taxonomy places the organism in Eukaryota, Viridiplantae, Streptophyta, Magnoliopsida, Malpighiales, Linaceae.